This is a messenger RNA of Solanum lycopersicum (tomato), 767 nucleotides long. Its product is annotated as photosystem I reaction center subunit VI-1, chloroplastic. The record is from RefSeq and is a predicted model, not a curated record. Gene Ontology annotation, cellular component: chloroplast thylakoid membrane; photosystem I; photosystem I reaction center. Lineage: Eukaryota; Viridiplantae; Streptophyta; Magnoliopsida; Solanales; Solanaceae. Gene Ontology annotation, biological process: photosynthesis.
UAUGUCCUGUUUGGAUCCACCCAAAAAGAUCAAAAACCGAAACGUAUCGACAUUUGUGCCAAUUGCCAGCCCAAAAUUUGAAGUCUGAAAGUAGUAGUUUCUGUUUAGUUUGUUGAAGUGAAAAGCCAUGGCAUCUUUGGCAACCCUUGCUGCAGUGCAGCCAACUACCAACAUCAAGGGCCUAGCUGGAAGUUCAAUCACUGGAACUAAGCUUCAUCUCAAAUCAUCUCGUCUCAAUUUUAACCGCACUAAAUUCAGGGCUUGUUCUGUAGUUGCCAAAUAUGGUGACAAGAGUGUAUACUUUGAUUUGGAGGAUUUGGGCAACACAACUGGCCAGUGGGACUUGUAUGGAUCAGAUGCACCUUCACCAUACAACUCUCUUCAGAGCAAGUUUUUUGAGACAUUUGCUGCUCCAUUCACCAAGAGAGGUCUGUUGCUCAAAUUCUUGAUAUUGGGAGGUGGCUCUACCCUCGCCUACUUCAGUUCCACAGCAUCAGGGGAUAUCCUACCAAUCAAGAAAGGUCCACAACUUCCACCUAAGCUCGGGCCACGUGGCAAGAUCUAAUUGCUUUUCGACUCAAUUCUCAACUUUCAAUUUGUAAUUGAUGUAUGUGCCCCCAGUUUGUGUAAGUAUAAUUGAAGACUUCCCAUUACUACAAUUUUAUAUCUUAUGGUGAAUUUGUAGCAUUUGCUUUCUUACUUGGUUGAUGCCUUCUGAUAGUCUACACUCUACUCAGAUAAUUGAGAUAACUAUUAGUAUUUGUUUA